Phymastichus coffea is the source of this 1866-nucleotide messenger RNA. It is a transcript of the gene Ns1, whose product is annotated as guanine nucleotide-binding protein-like 3 homolog. Bases 110 to 1831 code for a protein of 573 amino acids. Lineage: Eukaryota; Metazoa; Arthropoda; Insecta; Hymenoptera; Eulophidae. The record is from RefSeq and is a predicted model, not a curated record. Gene Ontology annotation, cellular component: nucleolus. Gene Ontology annotation, molecular function: GTP binding. The transcript has 7 exons.
CCAGACCGCACGUGGUUGUUGUGAACUUGAGGUAUCAUUGAAAGUUAAUUGAAACCAUAUAUUGAUAAGUUUUAUUUGAGUAUUUGAUUAAAAAAUUAACUAGAAAAAAAUGGCCAAGUUUUGUUUAAAAAAGCCUAGCAAAAGAAUUCAAGCACGCAAACGAUACAAGAUUGAAAAGAAAGUAAGAGAACACAAUCGAAAAAUAAAAAAAGAAGCAAAGAAGAAUCCAAAAAAUAAAAAACAAAAGCUGAUUCAAGUACCUAAUCAAUGCCCUUUCAAAGAGGAUAUCUUGAAAGAAGUCGAAGCUUUGAAAAAACAAAAAGAAGAAGAAAAGCAAAAAAGAAAAGAAGAGGCUAAACAACGUAAAAAGGAAGAACAGGCCAAAGCUGGAUUGAUAGGCUUGGUUGCUGAUGCAGAAAGUAAACAAAUGGAACAUGAUGCUAUAGAAAGUACAUCUACAGCAACUACUGCAGGAAAAUUAGAAAAGAAAGAAGAAAAUUCUCUCAAAACUUAUUACAAAGAAUUUAAAAAAGUGGUAGAUGAAGCUGAUGUAAUUCUCGAAGUUGUAGAUGCUAGGGAUCCGCUUGGGACAAGGUGCAAACAAGUUGAAGAGGCUGUACAAUUAGCAAAAGGAAACAAGCGUCUUGUUGUUGUACUAAAUAAAGCAGAUCUUAUUCCAAGAAAAAAUCUAGAUGAAUGGCUUAGAUAUUUACGUAAGAGUUUACCAGCUGUUGCUUUCAAAUCUUCAACACAAGAUCAGUCAAAGCGAUUAGGUAGAAGGAAAUUGGGACAAAAAAGUCAAGAAAAUAUUCAAGGAGGAACUUGUUUUGGAGCAGAACUAUUGUUAUCUUUACUUGGAAAUUAUUGCAGAAGCGUUGGAAAUACUAAGGCUAGUAUAAGAGUCGGUGUAGUAGGUUUACCUAAUGUUGGUAAAUCUAGUGUUAUUAAUUCAUUGAAAAGGAGUAAGGCAUGUAAUGUUGGAAAUACACCAGGGGUUACCAAAGCAAUGCAGGUUGUUCAGCUUGAUUCAAAAAUAAAACUCUUGGAUUCUCCUGGAAUAGUAUUUGAGAAUUCAAAAACUGCAGAUCCUUCAUCAAUUGCUUUAAAAAAUGCUGUGAAAAUUGAAUCGCUGAGAGAUCCAUUCACUCCUGCUAGUGCAAUUUUAAAGCGUAUUUCAACCCAUCAGUUGAUGGAAUUAUACGAUGUACAUGAAUUUACUACACCAGAAGAAUUUUUCGCAAAAAAAGCUACUCGUAUGGGAAGAUUUAGAAAAGGUGGUAUACCUGAUACUUUGGCUGCAGCUCGUGGUAUUUUAAAUGAUUGGAAUUCAGGAAAAAUAAGAUACUACACUGUGCCACCUGAAGACAGAUCAUGCCAUGUAUCUGCUAGUAUAGUUGAUUCAGUUUUGAAAGAAUUUGAUAUUGAAAAUUUUGCCACAGAAGAGAAGAAGAUUUUAGAUGAAAUAGCUAUGGAUAACUCUGAAACUGAAAUUAAUCCUUUAAAAAUAGAAAGUACUGGACCUGUUGAAGCCACUAUGGAUAUCGAGGGAGCUGAAACUGUCAAAGUGAAUACUAAGAAAGGAAAAAAGAAAAAGAAAAAUGAAGGAAACAAAGCUUUGCCUACUGAAAGAAGGAAAAAAAUCGAUCCUCUGUUUGAAAUUGAAGGAAAUCAAAAACUUAAUCAAAUAAAGAAAUUACAAUUCAAAAAGAAGAAGAAGCAAGCUGCAAGAACAGCAAAAAAAGCUUCAGACUUGGCAGACGUGUUGGGAGAAGUGAAUUUAGCAAAUGAUAAUUACGAUUUCAAAACCGAUUUUUUAAGUAAAAAUAGAUAGGUUACUUUAAUUUAAUGUUACAAUUAAUAAUAUAC